Messenger RNA from Racocetra fulgida, 709 nucleotides. The record is from the annotation of a GenBank genome assembly. Lineage: Eukaryota; Fungi; Glomeromycota; Glomeromycetes; Diversisporales; Gigasporaceae.
AUGUGGGCGAUUGAAUAUCAAAAACUACCUUUUACCAACUUUAUUUCGGAAGAAGAAAUUACAAAUCAAGUACUUAGUGGAACCCGUCCAGAACUUACAUCAACAGAUAGCACACUGACAAAAUAUCAAGAAAUUAUUGAAAAAUCUUGGUCUCAAGAUCCAUCUGCACGUCCUGAUAUGAGAACAAUCCAUGAAUACCUGAAUAGGCCAAACUUUAUAUAUUUUUAUCAAGAUACAGAUGAUGACUAUUAUGAUAGUAUUGUAGAUACUGGGCCAUCAAAUGAUGCAAUAUUAAAAUGUUUGGAAUUUAAAAAAUAUUGCCAAUCUAGUGAAUAUUAUACAAGAUCAGAUGAAAUAGAACAAGGAAUUAAAUAUCAUCAAAAGAAGAAAUACAAACAAGCAUGGGAAACUUUUAAUGAAUGGUACAAUCUUCAUUCUGAUGACCCACAUGCAAAUUUUUGGAUGGGAUUUUAUUAUCUUAAAGGAUAUCAUGUUAAAAAGAAUGAUCAAACAUGUAUAAAAUACCUCCAACAAGCGUCAGAAUUACAGCAUCCAGAUGCGCAAUAUUGGUACGCGUAUACCUUGUUAAAUGGACCGGCUGUAUUUGAUGGUGAUAGAUAUGCGUUCGCACUGAAAAAUUUAAGAGAAUCAGCAAUGCAAAAUCAUCGUUUAGCAUUGAGAACAUUGGGAAGAAUUGUACAAAUUGGAA